Molecule: messenger RNA, 4401 nt
Organism: Aspergillus terreus NIH2624
Lineage: Eukaryota; Fungi; Ascomycota; Eurotiomycetes; Eurotiales; Aspergillaceae
Exons: 4
Coding region: 1-4401 (1466 amino acids)
Biological process (GO): transmembrane transport
Cellular component (GO): membrane
Molecular function (GO): ABC-type transporter activity; ATP binding; ATP hydrolysis activity
Source: RefSeq, a predicted model, not a curated record
AUGUCACCCGACUUAAAUACAUGGUCCGUGGUGUCAGGCGCUCUGGGGCUCUCUCUUGUCGGAUUGUUUAGCUCGCCUGCAGUUCUGAAGGCCUUCCGCCCAAAGCCGGUUCAACCCAUUCGGCUCGACGAUGAAGUUCCCGGAAAGAAGUGGUACCAAGACGAAGAUGGCGAAGCAGCAGAGGAGUCCCAGGAGAGUUAUUCAAAUCUGGGACAGAGAAUAGCCAUUACCCUCUUUUCGGCGACCGGGUUGGCGUCUGCACUGGCGUUGUUGGUCGUGAGCACACGGUCCAGACACAGUCCUCUCCUUCUCCCCUCGUGGCUACAGUCCGGUAUUUGGAUACUUCUGAGUAUAGAAUCUGUAACUCUUUUUGUGCCAGCGUCCCCGGUUGAAUGCUACCGACUUGGACUCCAUGUCCUUGCCAGCAGCAUCGUCGCCAUCGCAGUGCCCGGCAUUCAGAUGGGCCUACUGCGUGCUUCAAGUUACUCUACUGCCAUUGACCUGUUGCCAGCCCGCCUGCUAGUGCUCAUCGCCGCGUCAGCCUUUGCCCGCGGCUUGUCUGCUAUUCAUAUACCUCGUCGCCCAAAUGUAUAUCACGAGGCUCUUGUUGUCGACAGGGAACGCACAGUCAGCCUGCGCAACCGCAUCUCAUUCUCCUGGGCUACGCCAGUUCUUCACUAUGUUGGAAAGAAUCGAGGCCUUGAUAUCGACGCCCUCCCUAAACAGCCUUACUUUGCACGCGCUGAACCCCUCCACAAACGUUUGCAGACGAUGAUGACCAGCGUAUCGCAGCCCUUUUGGGUCAUCCUUAUCUGGUUCAAAAUACGGCCCUUAGUGUUGCAGCUGCUUCUUAGCAUCUUGAUGUCUCUUCUGGAACUAAGUCGACAAAUGGCCAUGUAUGGCAUGCUCAAGUCAAUGGAGGAUCCUUCUUAUCGGAGUGGCACGCGAGCAUGGCUUUGCGUUACGGCACUGGGACUCGUAUCACCCAUACUACUGGGCUUGAACUCGUGGAUAUCCUGGACGAUGUAUUCGCGGCUGUGGAUUCCUACCUAUGCGGGCCUGUCUGCGCUGGUCUUCGCCAAAUCGAUGCGCUGCAAGACAGUCAGUCAUCCCGGAGAGUCCAAAACGCAAGACGCCCAGCUUGGUGAGAGCGAUGAAGAAAAGCAAAGUCAGCAGAGCGUUUUUAAUAUGGCCGCUGUGGACAUCAAGCGCAUCUCUGAUUUUGCAACCGUCAUCAACCUCCUCCCCUCGUCUUUGAUGAGACUCCUCAUCGCCAGCGCCCUCCUCUUUCGUCUGGUUGGAUGGCAAAGCAUGAUGGCCAGUGUGCUUGUAGCGCUCGUUUUCGUUCCAGCGAGUUGGUACGCCACGAAGUGCUACGCCGCGUCGCAGGAGGAGUACAUGGAAGCCAGUGACAAGCAUAUCACGAUCGUGACCGAGAUGGUUCGAGGCAUUCGUCAAGUGAAAUUCGACGCACUAGAGCUGCUGUGGCAGAAUCGUGUCGCCGAACGACGGGAUGCGCAGCUCAGGUCGCUCUGGAACGCUUUGGUUCAUAUUACUAUUAUGGAAUCUGUCUGGAUAUUUGGACCAAUCCUGGUUUCCGCUACGUGCUUGACAGUAGGGAUGGACGCCAGGGUUAGCGCUAAUCGGGUCGAAAAAUACCUUGUCACGGCGGAUAAAGCCGUCCACACAAGCAGCCAGACGGAUAAGAUUACCUUUGAAGACGCGACAAUCGCGUGGACAGCAGAACCGAACUCAGUUAACGAGGAUCGAUUCAAACUUGGUCCAUUGAAUUUGCAAUUUCCUCGUGGUGGACUGAGCGUGAUAACGGGCAAGUCUGGGUCCGGAAAAAGCCUGCUGCUUGCCUCGAUCCUUGGUGAAUGUGAUAUCCUCCGCGGCACUCUCGCAGUUCCCACCCCACCUUCCAUGGAGGCACAGCUCGACGACAGAGCGACCCCAGGAACAUGGGUCAUGGAUUCUCUGAUCGCAUACGUUGGGCAAAGCCCGUGGAUCGAGAACGGAAGUAUUAAGGAAAAUAUCGUCUUUGACCUUCCGUACCAACAUCAUCGCUACCAUCAAGUGCUGUUCGUGACAGGGCUGGAAAAGGACUUGGAAACCAUGCCGGACGGAGACAAGACGGAUGUUGGAAGAAAUGGCGUCAACCUCAGCGGUGGUCAGCGUUGGCGAAUCUCCUUCGCACGGGCCUUGUACUCUAGAGCUGGCAUCCUGGUCAUGGAUGAUAUCUUCAGCGCCCUGGAUCCGAAGACGGGCCGACACAUCUAUACUCAUGCGCUGACUGGCGAAUUGGGCCAGGGGCGGACCAGGAUCCUCGUCACACAUCACCUAGGCUUAUGUUUACCGCAGGCAGAUUACUGUGUCCUGUUGGAAGAUGGGGGCAUGGUGUAUGCCGAGACGACAAAACAUUUGGAAAGGAAACGGCCAGUUACAGGGGGCCUGCAGGAGGCCGCAGAUCUUCCAGGUCCAGUAACUCCACCCAGCAGGAGUGUUCCCAACAAGUUUGCUCAAGAGGAGAACCGCCAGACCGGCUCCGUCUCUUGGGCGGUCUACAAGGCCUACCUAGUUAAGGGGGGCGGGCUGCCGCGUUGGGCAUUGACCUUUCUAGCAUAUGCAACCUUCAUGACUCUUCUCCUUGGUCGAUCAUGGUGGCUCAAGCUGUGGACUAGUUCGUCCGAUUCGUCGAAGGCAGCCGAACCUUCUUCCCGGUGGCUCCAGACCAUAAUGCGUGUGGGCAACUCUUCCAUCGGCAACGACACCAUCUUCUUCCUGGGUAUUUACGUUGCCAUCUCUGUUACCGCUUGUCUCGUGGGUGUCUUCAAGUACCUGGUCUUAUCCUACAGUUCCCUCCAUACUUCCCGACAUAUGUUCCAAGAUCUCCUCACGAGUAUCCUGACCGCCCCGAUGCGGUGGCUCGAUACUGUACCAAUAGGUGCCCUUCUCAACAGAUUCACCUCAGAUGUUCAACUCCUAGACUGGAGGCUGGGCUAUGAUCUCGGCAACGUGAUGUACAAAAAUAUGGAACUGGUCGGUAUCAUUGUAGCUGGAGGGCUAGUGUCACCUAUAUUGCUGGCUUUCGCAGCUGCCCUGUUCCUUGUCUGUCUUCAUAUCGCCCGAAUAUACAUUACUGGUGCUAGGGAACUGAAACGACUCGAGAGUGUUGCGAAAAGUCCCGUCCUAGAACAUUUUUCGUCCAGUCUUACGGGACUAUCGACCAUCCGUGCCUUUGGCAGGGAGGAGCUGUAUCUCCAGCGGAUGUAUUCCAAGAUUGACCGGCAUGCACAGGCGGCCUGGCACCUUUGGCUUUUCAAUAACUGGCUGGGAUUUCGAGUGAGCAUGGUGGGCGCCUUCUUCACCACGGCGACAGCAGCACUUGUGGUGCAUCAUUCUACCAACAUUUCUGCCGCACUCGCCGGAUUCGCAGUGAGUUUUGCGCUGCAGUACAAUUCUGCCGUCUCCAUGUGCCUUAGGUCCUACGCCAAUCUGGAAAUGGAUAUGAACGCCGCGGAAAGAGUGCUCGAGUACACGGCAAACGACACUGAAGAUCAAGGCGGCGAAGACCCCCCGGCCGCGUGGCCCGCCAGUGGCCACAUCGAGGUGGCCAAUCUAUCGGUCAGUUAUGCACCGACCCUUCCUCCUGUAUUGAACAGUGUGAGCUUCUCUGUGAGCCCAGGCGAGCGGGUUGGAAUAGUUGGCCGCACAGGGGCCGGGAAAUCGUCGCUGGCCAUGGCCCUCUUUCGAUUUCUGGAAACGCCUCGGGGUAGCGUCUUCAUUGACGGCAUCGAUAUCUCCACAAUAAAGCUUUGUGUCCUACGCAGGCGCAUCGCCAUGAUUCCGCAGGAUCCCGUCUUUUUCUCCGGCACCGUCCGGUCAAAUCUCGAUCCACGGGGUGAAUGCUCUGAUCUAGAGCUUUAUCGCGCACUAGAAUGUGUGCACCUCAACCCCACAGGGGACCGAACCUCGCCCAGUCGCGAUGGCGACCUGUGCUUUUCAUCUCUUUCCUUCCCCAUCGUGGAGGGCGGUUCGAAUCUGUCCCAAGGCCAGCGGCAACUUCUCUGCCUGGCACGGGCGAUUGCUUCACGCCCUAAAGUCCUGAUCCUCGACGAAGCUACUUCAGCAGUUGACAUGCAGACAGACGCGUUGCUCCAGCGCUCCAUUCGUGAGGAAUUCUGCAACCAUGGCUCUUCGUUACUCGUUAUUGCACACCGGCUCAGCACGGUUGCGGAUUUCGACAAGAUCCUCGUUUUCGAUGCGGGCAGAGCUGUGGAGUUUGGUACUCCGCAGGAGUUACUACACUUGCGGGAUGGCGUAUUCUGCAAUCUAGUGAGCAACAGUGGGGAGAAGUCUCUGGUUAAGAAGAUCAUUCUUGGAGAACGACGUCGAGAGUAA